Manis javanica (Malayan pangolin) is the source of this 1592-nucleotide messenger RNA. RefSeq names its product zinc finger protein 296 (gene ZNF296). Gene Ontology annotation, molecular function: RNA polymerase II cis-regulatory region sequence-specific DNA binding; DNA-binding transcription factor activity. The record is from RefSeq and is a predicted model, not a curated record. Gene Ontology annotation, biological process: negative regulation of dendrite development; regulation of transcription by RNA polymerase II. Gene Ontology annotation, cellular component: nucleus. Lineage: Eukaryota; Metazoa; Chordata; Mammalia; Pholidota; Manidae.
GAGUGCGCACGGCCUGCGCGUCCUCCGCCCGCCAGCUCGCCUGCCCGCCGGCCCAACCGGCCCGCGACCCAUGUCCCGCCGCAAGGCCGGCUGCACGCCCCGCCGAGUAGACCCCGCGCCCGCCGCCAACCCAGACGACGAGCUGGAGAUGCCGGACCUCGUCAUCGAGAUGAAGACCGAGCCGGUCGCUCGGCCCCUACAGGCCCCGGGGUUCGGGCUCUUCUCUCCGAAGGAAAUGCCUGCGUCGGGGCAUUUCGAGGGCGAACCCUGCCACUCCUCCGGCCACGCGCCCGCCGGGGGCCCCCUCCACGCCCUCGGCGCGCGGAACCAGUGGGCACUGUGGACGCCACUGGUCCCCAGCCUUAUCGACCGCCAGCCCUGGACCGACAAACACCCAGAUCUGUUGACCUGCGGUCGCUGCUUGCAGACCUUCCCCCUGGAGGCCAUCACUGCUUUCAUGGACCACAAGAAACUGGGCUGCCAGCUCCUCAGAGGCCCCAGCCCUUGCCAGGGCUCAGAACGUAAGGACCCAAAAGCCUUGAGCUGCCUCCGCUGCGGCAGAGAGUUCACAGGGGCCUGGAAACUGCUGUGCCACGCCCAGUGGGACCAUGGACUGUCCAUCUAUCAGACAGAGGUUGAGGCCCCAGAGGCCCCGCUGCUAGGCCUGGCAGAGGUGGCUGCGGCCAUGUCGGCAGUGGUGGGGCUGGAAGCCGAGGCCCAGGGCUCCCAGGUGAGCAGCGUGCCCCGGCGGAGCUCUACCUGCCCUGUGUGCAAGAAGACCCUCAGCUCCUUCAGCAACCUUAAGGUGCACAUGCGCUCGCACACAGGUGAGCGGCCCUACGCCUGUGACCAGUGUCCUUAUACCUGUACCCAGAGCAGCAAGCUCAACCGCCAUAAGAAGACCCACCGGCAGCUGCUGCCUCAGAGCCCCUGCACGGCUACUGCCAGUCAGGAGCAGGCCUCUGCCACCGCCCCUCCAGAGCCAGCUGCCCAUGCCGCUGCCCCGGCCAGUACCCUCCCAUGCCGCGGUGGCGAGGGGGCUGGAGCUGCCGCUACAGCAGGAGUCCAGGAACCCGGGGCUCCUGGCAGUGGGGCUCAGGUGGGCCCUGGCGGGGACCGCUGGGGAGCUGCUACCAAGGAACAGAGACCUGACCCUGCAAAGAGCCAGAAAACAUCCCCCAAGAAGACACCGAAGCCAGUGGGCAAGAGCCGUGGGCCCGGGGGCAGCUGCGAGUUCUGCGGGAAGCACUUCACCAACAGUAGCAACCUGACGGUGCACAGGCGCUCCCACACGGGCGAGCGGCCCUACACCUGCGAGCUCUGCUCCUACGCCUGUGCCCAAAGCAGCAAGCUCAACCGCCACCGCCGCAUGCACGGCCUGGGCCCCGGCUGCACCCGCUUCGAGUGCCCCCACUGCUGUGUGCCUUUCGGCCUGCGUGCCACCCUGGACAAACAUCUGCGGCAGAAGCACCCCGAGGUGGGUGGGGAGGCCUAGCAGCAAGAAUGUCCUCUCUGCUGUCCCUGGAACCCCUGUUGCUCCUGUCUCCUGUUCUUCCCCUGCUACAAGUAAACUCUCCCUGCCUUGUCACAUA